CCCCUUUUAUUUUUGUUUAAUAUGUUUUAUUGAUGUUUCGCUGUUUUAUACAGUAUUUUGCGUGUUUUUGAUAAUCUACCGUUGAUUUCGACUCGCGGUUAUGACGUCAUCAGCGGCGCGCGCUCCUUCAGUCAGUUGUGUCGAGUCUUCUGAGGUGAGCAGUACACGCUGCCUGAUGGAGAAAAAUGAGGAGAUUGGAGAGGAGAAACAUCAUGUCAAAACUGAAGAAAAAACUUCCCUGCAGACUGAAAGUAUUUCUUCACUGAAAAGAGACAAGAAAUAUUUCAUCUGCCAUCAGUGUGGGAAGAGUUUCAAAAAACAAGGACGCCUUAAGAAGCACAUGAUCAUCCACACUGGCGAGACACAGCAUAAAUGUGAUCAAUGUGGUAAAUCAUUUGUAUGCGCUUCAGCCCUAAAGAGCCAUCUCAGAGUUCAUUCACAGGAGGAACCAAUUUUAUGUUCUUUGUGUGGAAAGAGUUUAAAACACAAACUGAGUCUUGAGCUUCACAUGAGGAUCCACACUGGAGAGAAACCGUUCACAUGUGAUCAGUGUGGGAAGAGUUUUAGACAAUCAUCAGGCCUUAAGGAACACAUGAACAUCCACACUGGAGAGAAACCAUACGAAUGUGGUCAAUGUGGCAAAACAUUUUCGAGGGCUUCAGGCCUGAAUACCCACAUGUUAGUUCAUUCACAGGAGAAACCACAUUUAUGUUCUUUUUGUGGAAAGAGUUUUUCACGUCUGCAGAAUUUAAAACUUCAUCAGAAAAUACAUACUGGCGAAAGAGAUCAUAAGUGCUUAGAGUGUGGGAAGAGUUUUAUUACCGGAGUGCGUCUGAGACAACACUGGAGGACUCACACUGGAGAGAAACCGUACAAGUGUUCACACUGCGACAAGAAAUUUCGUCGGUCAGGACACGUGAAAACACACGAGAGGAUCCACACUGGAGAGAAACCGUAUCACUGCACUCCAUGUGGGAAGAGUUUCACUCAAGUAUCUUCUCUACACAGUCAUAUAAAAUACAAUCACAGGAAGUACCCCAACGAGCGACAGGACAAAGAAACAUCUAAAUUAGUCUCAGUGAAUAAAGUUAGUCUUCAAGACCAGCAGUUUCAACUAAUUGGCGCGUUUAUCCUGCAUCACCGCGCUGACGUCAUCAGUAGUUUCCUUCCUCGUUCAGCACGCCUGAUGCAGGAAAAUGAGAGUGAAGAGGAGAAACAUCAUGUCAAAACUGAAGAAAAAACUUCCCCGCAGACUGAAAGUAUUUCUUCACUGAAAAGAGACAAGAAAUAUUUCAUCUGCCAUCAGUGUGGGAAGAGUUUCACACAACAAGAACACCUUAAGAAUCACAUGAUCAUCCACACUGGCGAGACACAGCAUAAAUGUGAUCAAUGUGGUAAAUCAUUUUUGUGGGCUUCAUCCCUAAAGAGCCAUCUCAGAGUUCAUUCACAGGAGAAACCACAUUCAUGUUCUUUGUGUGGAAAGAGUUUAAAAUACAAAAAUAGUCUUGAGCUUCACAUGAGGAUCCACUCUGGAGAGAAACCGUUCACAUGUGAUCAGUGUGGGAAGAGUUUUAGACAAUCAUCAAACCUUCAGGAACACAUGAACAUCCACACUGGAGAAAAGCAGCACGAAUGUGAUCAAUGUGGCAGAAUAUUUUCGAGGGCUACAGGCCUGAAGAGCCACAUGUUAGUUCAUUCACAGGAGAAACCACAUUCAUGUUCUUUGUGUGGAAAGAGUUUUUCACAUCUGCACAAUUUAAAACUUCAUCAGAAAACACAUACUGGUGUAAAAGAUCAUAAGUGCUUUGAGUGUGGGAAGAGUUUUAUUACAACUGAACGUUUGAAACUACACUGGCGGACUCACACUGGAGAGAAACCGUACAAGUGUUCACACUGCGACAAGAGAUUUCGUCGGUCAGGACACGUGAAAACACACGAGAGGAUCCACACUGGAGAGAAACCGUAUCACUGCACUCCAUGUGGGAAGAGUUUCACUCAAGUAUCUUCUCUACGCAGUCAUAUAAAAUACAAUCACAGGAAGUAGUUCAUCUUCAGAUCCGGCACUUUCAGGUCAGUGUCCUCACCGAACGUGACAAUAAUACCAUUGAACAGAAAGAUCUCUUCAGUAUAAAUCUGUGCUAAUCAGCCAACGAGCGACAGGAAAAAGAAACAUGAUCUAAACUUGUUACAGUGAAUAAAAUUCAUCUUCAAGAGCAGCAGUUUCAACUGUGAGAUUCACAUCGACUUAAAGAUGGAGUUCUUUUUAUUUUUAAUAUUAUUUGCUUUGUGGUAUGAAUAAAUAUCAUUAUACUUGAUUAUAAGUAAAAUAUUAUGUUAUUUUUUAUGAUGCA
Molecule: messenger RNA, 2351 nt
Organism: Pimephales promelas (fathead minnow)
Lineage: Eukaryota; Metazoa; Chordata; Actinopteri; Cypriniformes; Leuciscidae
Source: RefSeq, a predicted model, not a curated record